Molecule: messenger RNA, 1701 nt
Organism: Striga asiatica
Lineage: Eukaryota; Viridiplantae; Streptophyta; Magnoliopsida; Lamiales; Orobanchaceae
Source: the annotation of a GenBank genome assembly
AUGCUAAUUGCCGGAAAGUCAAAAUUCGACCUCAUUCUGGCCAACAUCAACUCGCCGGACCUCCACAGUUUUCGGCUCCUCCAGCACGCCGUCGCCAUGGACAUACCAAUCAUUCUGAUGGGAUUCGAGCCCAACGCAAUCUUGGUCCUUCAGGCCUUAGAGAAUGGCGCGUACCUCUAUCUGACUCAACCAAUAACAAAGGAAUCGGCCGAUUGCCUUUGGCAAUGCGUGUUGAGGGAAAAGUUGCGUUUGGCGGAGUAUCGGGACCCGGGCCAGCUGGCACACGGAAACCUAAACGAGGAAUCGAAUAUGAUUGAUAGUCGGAAUGUUUUUGGGCUUAAAGAGGAAGAUUACGAGUCGUCGUUUGUUGGCAAUGUUAAGAGGAAAGUUUGCACCGAGUGGACUCAAGAGCUCCACGACAAGUUUGUGGAUGCGGUCCAGGUGCUUGGCGAAGGGAGGUGCUUCCCGAAGGAGAUUCUCGAUCUCAUGAACGUGUCCGGGCUUACUCGAAUGCAAGUGGCGAGCCACCUACAGAAAUGUCGUAACGCCAGCUGGCGUUCCCCUGAGGAGAGGAAGUCCAACUCGGGUCCACUUGGUGGCUCGGGCCACUUGGGCCCGAGCAAGCUGAGGCGCUUUGGGUCCAUGCCUAAGGUGGCUAGGAGGGCAGCCUCCGAGCCAGCUUCCAAUGAGUCGAUCCAAAAUGGGUCAAAAACCGGGCCCGAGGCCCAAAAUGUGGAGCCCGUUAUUGAUAAUCCUUCUUCCUACAAUCUGGGUUACGGGCCGAUUGCGCCGCCACUGCCCGUUGUUAACGGGCCUGCUGCACCUGUUUCUGAGGACUUGUUGUUCAGCUUCAAUGAGAUGGACGGCUUAGUCCACAGCUACACAGGCCUGCCGGCCCAUGUGGUGGCGGCAAUGGUGGGGGACAAUGUGGGUGGGCCGAGUCAUUUCGACCCGGUUUGGGCCCACACUCAAUUUGACCAGUGGGCCCAGCCUGACUGGACGCCAACAAAUUUCGGGAGCGAGCAGGAUUCGGAGGCGAGUGAAUUCUGCAAUUUGGUGUUUGAUAAUCUCAAAUUAAAGUCUUCUACAAAUCGACUGGAAUUAAAGUAUGCAGUGAAAGAAGGAUAUCCACCUAUGUCUAUAUAUGAUGACAACAGCCUCGCAUUCUAUACGGAGCUCAAGUCAAGAGAAGCUGACUAUGCAAAAUUCCCAAUAUGCGUAGUGGUCGAGCCAUUAAUCGACAAACGAGAUAAAAUAUCAUACGAGUGCAAUGUAGCUCCUCUAAGAUGUAUCAAAAUGGAAGAUUUUCUACCUGACGAAGAAAAUUCGAUGAAUUUCAUGGAAUAUGCGCAUAAAGUGGCCGAUAUAAUGGUUGAAGAGGCUAAAUAUGUUGAAGAUAAACUUUAUUCAGAAAUGUUCCAUGCUAGUGAGGAUGUAAAUUAUCCUAACAUUGUUGUGGGACAUUCAUUCUCCAAUAAAGCCGCAUUACAGGAAUUUAUAAGCCUGCAUGCAAUAGAAAACAAAUAUCAGUUCAAAGUGGAGAAGUCGUGUACUACGUCAAGUGUGUAUGUACAGAGUGCAAUUGGUUUAAUGGUGGGGGCGCCGAGCGUGGCCCCAGCUGCCGACGAAAUUUUGGAAAUUUGUGAAAUAGGGAAUUUGACAAGGACACUUGAUGGAGCAAGGAAGGAAGGGAAAGCUUGA